CUGGUCCGGCUUCGGCUCGCUAUUGGCAGAUGGCUUGCCUGGUAACCAACCAACGCUAACAACAACACGGUGCAAAUUAAAUUACAUUCUCCAGAACGACACGAAAAUAACGAAUAAUAAUUAAAAAAAAUACUUCGCAUAAUGGGGAAAUGGUCAGGAAUAAUGACCGAAACUGAAGAACGGUAAGCAUCAUCCAUCCAUAACACAACCCUGAAGAACGGUGGCUCACUCUGGAUGAUGGGUCCCUGAACAUCAUCUAACCCCAACCCUACUAUGGAUAGCGAGGAACACCAGAGGUGUCCGGGAGUGAAGCUCGGCUUUGCUGUGGAAGAGACUCUGGAUGAAUAUUUAAUUGGCCUUCAGCACAAAAACAGAGUGCUCAAGCGGCUCCGGACCAAAGGCCGUGGGCAAAUAGAGCUGGAGCGGCUGGAGCAGGGCUUCUCCCUCUACCUCAAUGGGGCCAACGCCGGGGCCGGGGGCCACACGCCCAGGAAGCCCCCCAACCUGCCUCCGUCCGCCCCCCCCACCGCCAGGAGGGCCACUCACACUGCCGAUGGUCUGAGAGGCAGUCAGGACAGCCUGGUUCUUAGCGGGCCCACGGGCCCCCAACGGAGCCAGACGGGCCCCCAACGGAGCCAGACGGGCCCCCAACGGAGCCAGACGGCCCCUGGGAAGGUCCAGAGAAGGGAAUGGGUGCAGGCCCCAGUCAGGAUCCGCACCGAGGACGGAGCCUGUGUGAGAGCCACCCCGGAGAAGCGCUACUCGGACGACUUUGAGCCUUACGGCAGCAAAGACAUGGAGAGGUCCGGUCCGCGGUCCCCCAUCGCGCCCCGCGGGCCCCUGGAGGUGGACAGCGAGAAGGUGCUCCUCAGCAUGGAGGAGAUGAAGGUACUGAGGCGGAGCCUGGAGGCCAGCGUCCGCGGCGGCAGCCGGGGCUCCGCGGGGGAGGAGUCGGAGGAGGAGUGGGUGGAGGAGCAGAUGGAGAGGGAGGAGAGCACAGAGAGCCUGGAGGAGCUGGGGAUGGCCUCCUCCACCUCCUCCUCCGCCCACCGGCAGCCCCAGCCCCGCCUCCCCAGAGACAGGCGCUGCGCCCCGGCCGAGCUCAUAGUGCUGGACUUUGGCCCGCCGCUCAAAGGGCGUACGGUUGACUGCUCUCUUUCCGCCAAGAGGAGAGACAGCGUUGAGACUUCCCUCUCCACCAAGCAAAGGAACGCUCAAAGGCCUGCGUCCCCCCGCGGCGCCCCCUCCUACGUGGGCAGGAAGUCGUGCAGCGAGGGCCGCGACCCGGAGGACGCCGCCUGCCGCGUCUUCCAGGCCAUUCAGCAGGAGAACAGCAACACGGGAUCGCUGGGCGCUCACACGCAGGACCGGGACCACAGCGGCGUUACCAAGGCGAUGCAGAGGAUAACGCUCAUGGGCCCCAGGCAUCAGCAGCAGCUCCUGGAAGCUCUGGAGAACCUGGAGAAGAAGCCCUGCUUCAGCCCCGCCCCCCAGGCCGGCCUGGAGCUCAGGAGGCCAGCGCCGAGGAGGCCCGCCUCUGCCGAGCCCCCCCCUGCUAUCUACGUCACCAUGGAGAUCCUGUCUAACUGGGGCAACGCCCUACAGGUGGGGCUGACGGAGGUGGAGUUCUUCUGCCCCAGGAACAAGAAGCUGUACGUGUCCCCGCACGACCUCGACAUCAGGAACGCCCACUCCCCCGGGAACCUGGCGGCGCUGGUCAACGGCAAGGCCAAGACCACCAGGGAGCGCCACAUGUGGGCGUGUCCCUUCCACCCGCCCGUCCAACUCUACUUCAUCGUCAGGAAUGCCGAGCGAGCCCCGGACUUCGGGAUCUCCCGCAUCAAGAUCUGGAACUACAACCUCAGCCUCAGCAACCUGGAUGUGGGCGCCAGGCACGUGAAGCUCUACCUCAACAGCAUGCUGGCGUACGACGGCGAGCUGGCCAAGGGCUGCGGCGACCAGGUGUUGGACUACAGCACCGCGGUGGACCUGAUGCCCCCCCCGGCCCCCGCCACCAGCCCGGCGCCAGGGGGCAGCCCCCUGGGAAGGGGCAGCCCCCGGCGCCACGACGACCAGCGGGGCCCUGAGGGAGGGGGGGACGCGCAGGACGGAACGCAGAUCGCCCCUCUCCCGCCCAUCGUACCCUCCCCUCCACGCCACUCCCCCGCAGAGAAGGACCCCCGGGACCCCCUGGACCUCUCGGGGUCCGAGGGGCCUCUCUCACUCACUGUAGCCAUGGCGACAGUCACCACCCAGCCCCCCCCCCUGCAGGCGGGCCCCCAGUGGCUGCAGCCCCCCAGCAGGGCGGCGCCGGAGAGGGAGCGGCCUCUCUGGCUGCCCGGGCCGGGCGUGCCGGGCGGGGGACCGGGGGGGCGGCGCUCCGAGAACGGGUCUGGACCCCCCCGGGUGGGGACCUGUUGGGGGAGGGGGGGCGCAGGGCCGACCGGCCCCGUCAGCGGGAGGCGGAGCUCGGCCCGUGGCGCUAGCCCCGCCCCCACCCGGCAGACGGAGGAGCAACAGGGAGGCGAUGCAGACGAGCCCCUCUCCCUGGUGGCCCCCCGGAGGCAGCGGGCCCCCCAGGCGGGCCGCCAGCAGGACCACACCCUGCGGGAGUCCUGGGAUUCCCUUCUGCGCUUCAACCAGUGCCAGCGCGGGCGCAUCUCCAACAUGGGCCUGGAGGGGGACAUCUUCGACGAGUUCCUUCGGCGGCAGGGCCGGGCCCCGCUCCGGACCCCCGUCCCCGGGGACCCCCUCGCCCCCCCGGCCACCGCCGGCCCCUCCCCGGGGGGCGCCCCCCCCCCGCCGUGUGAGGACGGCGAGGACGAAGCUCUGGCGGAGCGGGAGGAGGACUUCGAGAUCCCGGUGCUGCCGCGGGGCCGCUGGCUGGUGGUCCACAUCCUGUCCACCUGGGGGGACCGCCACUACGUGGGCCUCAACGGCCUGGAGGUGUUCAGCUCCAGCGGCGAGCCCCUGAAGCCCGCCCUCAUCAGGGCCGACCCGCCGGACAUCAACGUCCUGCCGGCCUACGGCAGGGACCCCCGCGUGGUGAGCAACCUGCUGGACGGGGUGAACCGCACCCAGGACGACAUGCACCUGUGGCUGGCCCCCUACACCCCCGGCCGCAGCCACGUCCUCUACCUGGACCUGGGGGCGGCCUGCCGCCUGGCCAUGGUCCGCGUGUGGAACUACAACAAGUCCCGCAUCCACUCGUUCCGCGGGGUGAAGGAGGUGGAGAUGGUGCUGGACGGUAGCUGCAUCUUCCGGGGGGAGAUCGCUAAGGCGUCGGGGACGCUGUCUGGAGGUCUGGACCAGUUUGGGGACACCAUCCUGUUCACCACGGACGAUGACAUCUUGGAGGCCAUGUCGCGCUUCGACGAGACCUUCCCCAGCGAGGGGGGGGGUCCGGACGGCCUGGCCCCCGAGGAGGAGCUGCAGCGCCCCCGCACGGCGGACGGCGAGGGGGAGGAGAGACCCUUCACCCAGGCCGGCUUCAGGGAGGAGGACCUGGAGCUGGAGCCGACUCUGGGCCCUGGCACGGCCUGGCACCAGCAGCCCGCCCAGAGCAUGGAGCUCAAUCCUGGGGUGUAUACCGGCAAGAGCCUCAGGCUGGAGCUGGUGCAGACCUGGGGGGACCCCCACUACCUGGGCCUGACCGGGCUGGAGGUGGUGGGCCGGGACGGGGGCAGUCUGCCGCUGGACCUCAGCAUGGUGACCGCCUCGCCCUCCGACCUCAACCAGCUGCCCGGGUACGGCCUGGACGCCCGCACGCUGGACAAGCUUGUGGAUGGUCAUAACCUCACCACGGAGGACCACCACAUGUGGCUGGUCCCCUUCUCCAGCGGGGCGCCCCCCCCCACGCUCACUGUCUCCUUCCCGCGGCCGCAGCCCAUCGCCGGACUGCGGGUCUGGAACUACAACAAGUCCCCAGAGGACUCGUACCGCGGGGUGAAGGUGAUCCGCAUGUUUCUGGACGACGUGGCCAUCUCCCCCGCCGACGGCUUCCUGAUCCGUAAGGGCCUGGGCCACUGCCACUUCGACUUCGCCCAGGAGAUGCUCUUCAUCGACGUGCUGCAGAACCCCAGGGAGCCUCACUACCAAAGAGGCGGGCCCACACCGGAGCUGGCCAGCAGGGACUACGAGGCUCCCAUCAUGCCUUGCGGCUUCAUCUUCCAGCUGCAGCUGCUGAGCACCUGGGGCGACCCUUACUACACGGGCCUGAACGGCCUGGAGUUCUACGACCAGAACCACCAGAAGAUCAGCCUCACUGACAACAACAUCGCUGCGUUCCCAGACAGCGUCAACGUGCUGCAGGGUGUGAGCGGAGACGUCAGGACCCCCGACAGACUGGUGGACGGAGACAACAGCAACCUGGACGGACACCACACCUGGCUCGCCCCCGUGCUGCCCGGCCUGGUGAACCGGGUGUACGUGAUCUUCGACCGCCCCGUCACCGUGUCCAUGAUCAAGCUGUGGAACUACUCCAAGACGCCGGCGCGAGGGGUCAAGGAGUUUGGGCUGCUGGUGGACGACCUGCUGGUCUACAACGGCGUCCUGCCCAGCGUGGGGCCCGUGUCCCGCGGCAUCCUGCCCACCUGCGACCCCGUGGUGCCCUACCACUCCAUCCUGUUCACCGACGACGCCGGCAUCACCCACCGCGAGAGGAACACCGUCAUCAGCCCCCGUGGCAGCAGGACCCCCCCUCAUAACUUCGUGGAGGACCAGGAUGUGAAGCUGACCAAUGAGAAUCAGAUUGUUUAUCACAACAAGAAGAAAGCGACUGCAGACCCGGCCCUGAGGCCGAAGACCUGCAUGACGGACGCAGGGGGGAAGAGGAGGUUCUGACAGCAGCCAAUCAGAGCCCUGGCCCCUCCCCCUCCCCUAAGAGGAGGUACUGACAGCAGCCAAUCAGAGCCCUGGCCCCUCCCCCUUUCCUAAGAGGAGGUACUGACCAGCAGCCAAUAAGAGCCCCUCCCCCUCUCCUAAGAGGAGGAACUGACCAGAAGCCAAUCGGACCCCUUGCCCCUCCCCUUUUCCUAAGAGGAGGUACUGACCAGCAGCCAAUCAGAGCCCAUGGCCCCUCCCCCUCUCCUAAGAGGAGGUACUGACCAGCAGCCAAUCAGAGCCCCUCCCCCUUUCCUAAGAGGAGGUACUGACCAGCAGCCAAUCAGAGCCCAUGGCCCCUCCCCCUCUCCUAAGAGGAGGUACUGACCAGCAGCCAAUCCGAGCCCCUGGCCCCUCCCCCUUUCCUAAGAGGAGGUACUGACCAGCAGCCAAUCAGGGGCCCCGCCCACGCCAGGGUAACCACUGGGGCAAAGUGGCCCUGCUCUACUUCCUGCUCAUCACCAGGUCAUGUGACUCAUGCUGUUGGCUGCACCCUCCCCACAUGAUUGGUUGGUGUUUAUACACACACACACACACACGCACAUGCACACACACACGUUCUCUUCACCAACGGUGCACCUGAAGUCCAUCACCAUGGCAACGAGCACACCCUCCUGCUGACUCCGCCCGUCGUAUUGCUAUGCAGCCGUCAGUCUGUCACCUCACAAGGGGAGCACAAUAGACUCACUAACCACCGUAUCAGUCUAUACCCUUAUUCUCUCAAAGUGACCUUUAUGGAUUCAUUGUUUUCCGUUAAAGAGAAAGAUUUUUGCAGAAUUAUAUGAUGUUGAAUGAAUAUAAAUUGCCAGUCAUGGUUUGGUCUAGCUGACGGAUACAUUUGAUAUUUUUAAUAUGCACUAUUAAGAUACCUCAAAGGGAAAAUAGAUUACAAAUGGGGAAAAAGUUCUACUUGUAGUUCCACUACUUGUAAUAGUUGUUUCUUUGUUUUCGUGUGGUACUGACUGAGGUAACUAAAACAUGUGAAACAUUUGACAGGAGGAAGUUCAUUCACACAUCAAUAAAAUGCAGUUUUAUGUAUUUCAUCUCAAUAUGUUAUCUUCUCUCUUCGUAGUUUUUUUUCGCGUCAACAUCUUAUUUUUUUAGCUUGUUCAUUCGUGUGUACAUUGGUUGUAGGAUUAUUUAAGUGUUAAUAAAAAAUGGGGAACAACGUU
Molecule: messenger RNA, 6053 nt
Organism: Gadus morhua (Atlantic cod)
Lineage: Eukaryota; Metazoa; Chordata; Actinopteri; Gadiformes; Gadidae
Gene: katnip
Product: katanin interacting protein
Source: RefSeq, a predicted model, not a curated record